AUGGCGCGGAAGAUUCGAUUAGGAAUCAUCACGCCCUCUUCCAAUACUAGCCUCGAACCUCUCACACAAGCCAUCAUCUCCGGGCUUCCGGAUGUCACAGUUCACUUUUCUCGUUUUCGAGUCCUGAAGAUCAGCCUAGAUGACGAUGGGCUUGACCAAUUUCAGACCGAUAACUUGAUCUCAGCCGCGCAGCUUUUGGCCGAUGCCGAGGUUGACAUGAUCGGUUGGAGUGGUACCUCGUCGGGUUGGCUGGGGUUUGAAGCCGACGAGAGGUUGUGUACAGCUAUCACUGCGGCAACAGGAAUUCCCGCGACGACUUCUGUUCUCGCGCUGAACAAGGCCUUGCAGAAGUUUGACGUCAAAGAUCUUGGCUUGGUCACUCCUUACACAGAUGCUGUCCAGGAAGCCAUCAUUCGGAACUAUUCACGCCUUACGGUGAACUCAUCUUUUGGCCGCGUCGACGAAACUACGUUAGACGGUCUCGUGAGCGCUGUGGCGGCUCAGAGACCAGAAGCAAUAGCAAUAUUCUGCACAAAUUUGAGAGCAGCUCAGAGGGUGGCUUUCUGGGAGGACAAGCAUGACAUUCUCGUACUUGACACCGUUAUCACAGUCAUUUGGGAUAUGCUGCGAGAAUCCAAGAUUGAUAUGAAACACUUGGGUGAUUGGGGAAAAUUGUUCUCAAAGUAG
Molecule: messenger RNA, 687 nt
Organism: Colletotrichum scovillei
Lineage: Eukaryota; Fungi; Ascomycota; Sordariomycetes; Glomerellales; Glomerellaceae
Product: ABC transporter
Exons: 2
Coding region: 1-687 (228 amino acids)
Source: RefSeq, a predicted model, not a curated record